Molecule: messenger RNA, 1623 nt
Organism: Aphis gossypii (cotton aphid)
Lineage: Eukaryota; Metazoa; Arthropoda; Insecta; Hemiptera; Aphididae
Exons: 1
Coding region: 1-1623 (540 amino acids)
Biological process (GO): DNA integration
Molecular function (GO): nucleic acid binding
Source: RefSeq, a predicted model, not a curated record
AUGGUCUCGUUCACCGUUUACUGGGAGGGACCCAAAUUCUUACAAUUAUCAGAGGAUAGAUGGCCGAGGUCAAACUUCGUGCCGUUGAAUCCAGAUCAGUUACCGGAAACCAAACCUAGGGUGGUCACGGUUUUGUCCGUUACCACGUCGCCUCCAUCUCUGGAACUGAUACAGCGUUUUUCGUCGCUCAACAAGAUGAAACGCGUGUUAUCGUUUAUCUUUCGUUACUACAACCGUUUACGACAGAACUCGGUCUGCGACGGUCUAGUAACGUUCGCUGAGCAAGAAAAGUCGUUAUCGGUCGUUGUGAAAUGCACUCAAGUAUAUCACUUUGUAGAUUUGAUCAAGGCCUUAAAGUCCCAAUCCAAUGUUACACCACCCUCUUUAGCGCAAUUGGCGCCCUACAUUGAUAAAAACAACGUUGUUUGUGUUGGAGGUCGACUUCGUUUCGCAUCGGUGUCUUGUGACGCUAAACAUCCGAUACUAUUCCCGCGAACUUCACAUCUUACCGACUUGUUAAUCCGACAUAACCACCAAUCGUUUCCCCAUGGCGGACCAAAGUUGAUCUUAUCUAUGUUGAAUCAAAAAUUUUGGAUUUUGUCUGGUUGGUCUGCAGUCCGACGUGUUAUUUUUGCAUGUGUGACUUGUACGCAUAUCAAGUCUGUCCGCCCUCAACCGCUUAUGGCCGAUUUACCAGCCUUCCGUGUGCAAUCGGAUAGACCUUUUUCUCAUGUUGGGAUGGAUUAUGGAGGUUCAUUUAUCGUUAAAGAACACCGCCGUCGCAAUUCUCGUACGACUAAGGUGUAUUUGGCAUUAUUUAUCUGCAUGUCCGUGAAGGCAGUGCACUUGGAAAUCGUGUAUGACUUAACCACUGACGCAUUUUUCUCGGCAUUAGAUCGCUUUGUUGCGCGGCGAGGAAUACCGUCAUAUGUCUAUUCAGAUCGUGGUUCUAAUUACGUUGGCACCGCACGCCAACUUAGUGCUCUUUUCCGUAAUGCCAAGGAACAACAGAAAAUUUCGACUCAUUUAUCUUGCACUUGGCAUUUCAAUCCACUCGCGGCACCAAACUUUGGCGGGAUCUGGGAAGCUGGGAUAAAGAGUGUUAAAUUCUAUCUCAAACACGUAAUCGGAAAUCAAACACUGACAUACGAAAAAUUUUACACUUUAACUAUUCGCAUCGAGGGAAUCCUUAAUUCUCGUCCGAUUACGCCUCUGUCUCUCGAUCCACACGACUUAUGUGCGUUGACUCCUGGACAUUUCUUAAUCGGGCAGCCCAUUCAAGCUAUUCCUGAAUCUGAUCUGAUCAACGUCCAGAUCAACAGAAUUACUCGUUGGCAGCUUAUUCGUCAAUGUCACCAAUCUUAUUGGAAAAGAUGGUCUCAAAAGUACUUAUCCACAUUACAACAACGCCAUAAAUGGUUCAAACCAACCACGAAUCUUUCCAUCGGUGACAUGGUCAUCGUCGAAGCCCCGUCUAGACUGCCCACGGAGUGGCGUCUUGGUCGCAUCACCGACCUACAUCCAGGAUCUGACGGUACAGUUCGCGUGGUAUCAGUACGCACUCAAGACGGUAUCUACCAACGUCCAGUCAUCAAACUUGUGCGGCUGCCGGUUGAACCAUAA